This is a messenger RNA of Chaetomium strumarium, 1152 nucleotides long. RefSeq lists its product as uncharacterized. Lineage: Eukaryota; Fungi; Ascomycota; Sordariomycetes; Sordariales; Chaetomiaceae. The record is from RefSeq and is a predicted model, not a curated record. The transcript is spliced from 2 exons. Bases 88 to 897 code for a protein of 269 amino acids.
UGACUCAAAGGCAGAGAGCAGCUGAAUGUAACUCUUCUCCCAAACCAUAUUCUCGUCAAUUUCUCAAAGUCAAACCUUGCAUGGAGAAUGAAGCGCCCACGGGAACCCGAAGAGGCACCUCUAGAGGAAGCCACGACUGUGGUUCGAAAUACGGCCGCCACUUAUGGAAAUGACCACGGCAGCGGGCUGGAACAGAUCAUCGACAACGGCGCUGAUUCAUUGCCGCCCGCCGCCAAAAUCGCCGAGCUUGACACAUCCGAGAGCGAGGAAGACAGAGAGGUCAAGAUAUACUGCGCAUUACCGCCCCACAAGGAGCCCCUACAGUUCUCGUCAUAUGGCAACUACGAGACCCAUUACAGAGACAAGCAUACCAACCGCUGCCUGCAAUGCCGUAAAAACUUCCCGUCGGCCCAUUUCCUCAGCCUUCAUAUCGAGGAGACGCACGACUCGUUCUCCGAAGUGAGGAAGGAGAGAGGUGAGCGGACUUUCUCAUGCUUUGUGGAAGGAUGCGACAAGAAGUGCACCACGCCUCACAAGCGCAAGAUGCACCUGAUCGACAAGCACAUGUAUCCCAGAAGUUUCUUCUUCGCCAUCACGCGUGAAGGCAUCGAUGGACGGCAGUCCCUGUUGCAGGAGAGGCCUAGGCGCCGUCGGGAAUCAACCAGCGCUAUGCCAUCACCUCGAGGCUCCUUUCAAGGCCAAGGACAGCGGCCAGUUGCUGACCAACCCCAAGCAUCUGCAGAUAGCCAUGUCGUGGCUGACUCGACCGAGAAGGAGACUGAGCAGCAGCCGGAUCAAGAGAUGGAAGACCUCGCCGGCGCCAUGGCGGCGCUCCGGUUUGUACCCAUGAGCGUCCGCUUUGGCCGAGGUAAGAAGGCCGGUUUCGCUAAGCGGUAGCCUCCUAGCUGGCGAGCAGACACUUCGGUUUGAGGCUAUUCAAAAUAAGCAUGGGACACGAUGUAAAAGUCUGCACUUAGGUUGGGGACAACAUACUGACGAAAGGAGUUAUCGCUCCUUGCAUGUUAAUACUGUGUAGACCUAAUCCACCGGCCAGCAAGGCUUGUUUGUUACAUCUGGUCCCGUGCAGUCUCUGUCAUAUGUAUGAGUUUCAUGCAAGGUAAAACUGUGCGGCAGAUGGUGAUUUCUUACACA